GUUACGACACUUGCCGACACGGUGUAUAGCUUUACGGCCGUUUUUUGGGUCACACGUGUUGUCAUCGCAUGGAAGUGCCUCAGGAGUGAAGAGCUGCUGUUAUCCGACUGACUUUAGAAACAUGUCAUUCAGAGGAGGUGGCGGGCGUGGUGGUGGUGGACGUGGUGGAGGAUUCAACCGAGGUGGAGGAUUCAACCGAGGUGGAGGAUUUAACCGAGGUGGAGGUGGCAGAGGAGGAUUCGGGGGAGGCAGAGGAGGAGGCAGAGGUGGUUUUAACAGGCAACAAGACUACGGUCCUCCAGAGUAUGUUGUUGCACUGGGAGAGUUUGUGCAUCCAUGUGAAGAUGACAUCGUGUGCAAGUGUACGACAGAGGAAAACAAAGUUCCCUACUUCAAUGCUCCGGUGUACUUGGAGAACAAGGAGCAGAUCGGGAAGGUGGAUGAGAUAUUCGGCCAGCUCCGGGACUUUUAUUUUUCAGUCAAGUUAUCUGAAAAUAUGAAGGCGUCAUCAUUUAAGAAAAUGCAGAAGUUUUAUAUAGAUCCAAUGAAGCUCCUACCACUGCAGAGAUUCCUCCCCAGGCCGCCAGGAGAGAAGGGUCCGCCAAGAGGAGGCAGAGGUGGAGGAAGAGGCGGUGGUCGUGGAGGUGGAUUUAGAGGCGGCAGGGGUGGAGGAUUCGGUGGCGGCCGCGGAGGAGGGUUUGGAGGCGGCCGUGGAGGAGGAGGAUUUGGCGGUGGACGCGGAGGACGUGGUGGAGGUUUCCGGGGAAGAGGAGGUGGUGGCGGACGUGGAUUCAGAGGUGGGAACUGAUCUGAAAGUGAUGGUCUGGUGUGACGCUCCCAUUCCAGUCUUCUGCUACGCAAGCGAUAAAGGCUGCGUUCUAUACUGGUGGCUGACGUGUUGGACCCGGAAAAUGGACAUUGCCUCUCUCUGUAGAACUUGAAUGGAUUGUUUUUUGUUUUCCUUAUUUUUGUACCAGUUUGGAAUGCUUGAUGAAUCUUUAUGAUUUUUUAUUUUUAUUUUAAAGGUUCAUGUGUGCGCUUGUCUGUAACAUAGUGAGGACCUUAUCUGCCAGUUAGGGAGGAUUAUAGGGUCCCUCUCUGAACAGGCACGUCAUCAUGUGCUGAUUGUGUGAAAAUGUUGGGCCAUAACAGAUGUUUGUACUUUAAAUAAGAUUUCAGAAGAUACAGUCACUGAGCCCCUUAUGGAUAUAUGUGAACAUGUGGGAAAUCUGACUUUAUAUGCUGUUUGUUAAACAUUUUAAUACCCAUCAUUUGUAAUAUCUUAAGCAGAAUAUUGUCACAUUUGUGUUAAAGGCCUUGAUUUAAAAGGUGCUUUGUAAGAGGUGUCUUUAUUUGAAGUUCUCCGCUCUCAGUGGUAGAAUGCCAGACUUUUAUGCUUAACGUGGCAUAAAAAAUGUAGAGCACGGUUUUGAGAUGUCACAAAGGAAUUUAGUCACGCUUCAACAUGCAAAGGUGUGAUACACAAAACAACACUGACAAAUGUAUGCUGUCUGGCUUUUCUGUGCAGUAUGUGAUGCGUCAAGUAGAGAUAUUUCUGAUAAAACAUUCUUGUGACAUCUGCACUGGGAAAAAAAGCUACUUUAAGACAAAUCAAUAACCUCAUCCCUCAAGCAGGAUGUUUAGUAAUAAAGAGUAAAUAGUG
This is a messenger RNA of Larimichthys crocea (large yellow croaker), 1663 nucleotides long. RefSeq names its product GAR1 homolog, ribonucleoprotein (gene gar1). The record is from RefSeq and is a predicted model, not a curated record. Gene Ontology annotation, molecular function: box H/ACA snoRNA binding. Gene Ontology annotation, cellular component: box H/ACA snoRNP complex. Gene Ontology annotation, biological process: snoRNA guided rRNA pseudouridine synthesis; ribosome biogenesis. The coding region runs from base 122 to 808 and encodes 228 amino acids. The transcript is spliced from 7 exons. NCBI's taxonomy places the organism in Eukaryota, Metazoa, Chordata, Actinopteri, Sciaenidae.